CAAGCCAAUCAACAAGAAGCCUAUCCAUGGCGACAAAAAUGAGUUCAUUCCUUCUAUGCUUCUCCUUCGCUUUACUAUUCUCGCCAGCCCUGUCUAACAUACUCAACACUGGCAUCAACUCUUGGUGCAGCAAAACCCCCUACCCUGAAACCUGCAAAUACACCUUGACCCACGCCCAAAAAUACUCUGUCCCGACACGCAUGUCCGAUUUCAAGAAACUUGCGGUGCAAGCCACAAUGCAGCAGGCACUCAAAGCCCAAAGCCACAACAAGUGGCUAGGCCCCAAGUGCAGAAACAAGAUUGAAAAGGCUGCAUGGGCCGAUUGCUUGAGCCUCUACCAAGACACCAUCAUGCUCCUCAACCAGACCAUAGACCCUGCCACCAAAUGCACCGACUAUGACGCACAGACUUGGCUCAGCACUGCUCUCACCAACCUCGACACGUGCAGGGCGGGGUUUGUGGAGCUCGGGGUCUCGGACUUUGUGCUGCCUCUUAUGUCCAACAAUGUGUCCAAGCUCAUAAGUAACACUUUGUCCAUUGGCAAUGGCUCAAAUGUUCCGGCUGUGACAAAUAGGUACAAGGAGGGUUUCCCUACUUGGGUUUCUCCCGGAGACAGGAAACUGCUCCAGUCGUCGCCGGCCGCGGACGUAGUUGUUGCCCAAGAUGGGUCAGGGAACUACAAGACGAUCAAAGAGGGGUUGGCUGCGGCGGAGAAGAGGAGUGGGAGCAACAGGUUUGUGAUACAUGUGAAGCGUGGGGUUUAUAAGGAGAACCUUGAGAUUAAAUUGAAGAACAUUAUGCUGCUUGGUGAUGGUCUGAGGUACACUAUCAUCACCGGUAGCCGUAGUGUUGUAGGAGGUUCUACAACUUUCAACUCUGCAACUGUUGCGGUAACUGGAGAUGGCUUCAUUGCUCGUGGCAUCACAUUCCGCAAUACAGCUGGUCCAGAGAACCAUCAAGCCGUAGCCCUCCGAUCAGGAGCCGACCUCUCAGUUUUCUACCGUUGUGGCUUCGAAGGCUACCAAGACACCCUCUACGUCCACUCUCAACGACAAUUCUACAAAGAGUGCUACGUGUACGGCACCGUCGACUUCAUUUUUGGCAACGCUGCUGUCGUCCUCCAAAACUGCAUGAUCUACGCAAGAAGGCCCAUGAACGGUCAAAAGAACACAAUCACGGCACAAGGCAGGACCGACCCGAAUCAAAACACGGGCAUUUCAAUCCACGACUCCCGUGUCAUGGCCGGGUCAGACCUCAAACCGGUCCUCAGUUCGGUCAAGACAUACUUGGGUAGACCGUGGAAGGAGUAUUCACGCACGGUUUUUUUGCAAAGUUACCUGGACACUUUGGUUGACCCAGCUGGGUGGCUUGAGUGGGAUGGCAAUUUUGCCCUCAAGACUUUGUACUAUGGAGAGUACAAGAACACUGGACCGGGUUCAUCUACGAGCGGCCGGGUUAAUUGGGGUGGCUAUCAUGUGAUAACUAGUUCGUCAGAGGCAUCGAAAUUUACUGUGGGUAAUUUCAUAGCUGGAAGCUCAUGGUUGCCUGCUACAAACGUGCCAUUUACUGCUGGGCUCUGAUCAUUUUAACAUAUUGCAUUCUGCCAUUGUUGUACAAUCAUGUAUCAACUUGUUUGAAAACAAUUGUUAAAUUUGUUCUUUCAUUAUUGUAUUGAAAAUUCUUUUACAUGGAAAUAAAG
Prunus dulcis (almond) is the source of this 1699-nucleotide messenger RNA. Its product is annotated as pectinesterase 2-like. Lineage: Eukaryota; Viridiplantae; Streptophyta; Magnoliopsida; Rosales; Rosaceae. Bases 27 to 1580 code for a protein of 517 amino acids. The record is from RefSeq and is a predicted model, not a curated record. The transcript is spliced from 2 exons. Gene Ontology annotation, molecular function: pectinesterase inhibitor activity; pectinesterase activity. Gene Ontology annotation, biological process: cell wall modification.